Chelonoidis abingdonii (Abingdon island giant tortoise) is the source of this 1239-nucleotide messenger RNA. Its product is annotated as transmembrane protease serine 11E-like. NCBI's taxonomy places the organism in Eukaryota, Metazoa, Chordata, Testudines, Testudinidae. The record is from RefSeq and is a predicted model, not a curated record. Gene Ontology annotation, molecular function: serine-type endopeptidase activity. Gene Ontology annotation, biological process: proteolysis. Gene Ontology annotation, cellular component: extracellular region; plasma membrane.
AUGAAGCUUCUGGAACCAUGGAAGUUCGCCCUUAUUAUUCUGGCCGUCGUGCUCUUUAUGGCACUAGUCAUUGGUCUGCUUGUAUAUUUUUUGUUCUUUGAUCAGGAUAUGUUCUUUUACAAUGGGACCUUUAAAAUCACUAAUGUCCAGUACAGCCGUGAGUUUGACAAGCACACCUCAAAAGAGUUCAGAGACCUGAGCACAAGCAUCGAGAUGCUGGUGACCAAUACAUUUCGAGCCUCCAUUUUAAAUAAGAAGUACAUCAGGUCCCACGUUGUCAAUCUGAGUCCAGAUGCUGGUGGAGUGUUGGUAGAGCUUGUGCUGAUGUUUGAAUUCGCCUCACAUGAUAACAGAGAGGCUUUCUCGGAAAGAAUCAAGAGCAUUUUGCUUAGGCGGCUGCAGAUGAACACAGGGCACUUGAAAAUUGACCCUUCAACUUUUAAAUUCUCAGAGAUGAAGAAGGAAAAUGGAGAACACUUUUUCAACAACUGUUGUGGGAUACGAACAAGUAAAUCACCUUCUUACACGGACAGAAUAACCGGAGGCACGUCUGCCCAGGAUGGCGAGUGGCCUUGGCAGGCUAGUCUUCAGCUGAGCGGUAUCCAUCGCUGCGGCGCGACGCUGAUCAGUGACAUGUGGCUUGUAACUGCAGCUCACUGCUUUAGAGGACAACCAAAUCCCCUUAGGUGGACAGCUAGCUUUGGGACAGUCAUAAGGCCUCCGAAAAGCAGAAGAUCUGUCCGCAACAUAAUCAUUCAUGAAAAAUACACUAAUGCCAUUCCAAACCACGAUUAUGACAUUGCUGUUGUGCAGCUCUCCUCUCCCGUGGAAUUUACAAACGACAUACGCAUGGUCUGUCUCCCCGAAGAAUUUUACGUCUUCCCACAUAACACUACCUGCUUCGUCACGGGAUGGGGCGCUUUACAGAAUGAAGGUCCAAGCAUUAAUAAUCUUCGGCAAGCGGAAGUGAAAAUCAUAGACACGAACAUUUGCAACAGAGCAGAAGUGUACAAUGGGGCCAUCACACCUGGGAUGGUGUGUGCUGGAUACUUGGAGGGGAAAAUAGAUGCCUGCCAGGGUGACUCUGGUGGCCCCCUGGUCACUGAAGAUCGUAGAGGAAUCUGGUACCUUGUUGGAAUAGUGAGCUGGGGAGACGAAUGUGCUAAAAGAAAUAAACCAGGUGUCUACACUCGAGUGACUUACUAUCGAGAUUGGAUCGCCGCAAAAACUGGCAUCUGA